AUGGGCACCGAUAACGAGUGGCAAGACGCAGCCAAGUUCCUCACCGGCUUCUCUUCUGUUGGCAGCGUUGCCAUUCCCUUCAUCCUGCACCACGGUCACCUUAUAACCCUCGGAGCCACGCUCUUCACCCUUGCGGCCUUCAUUGUGCUCAGCGGCACUCUAGUCCUCUUUAUCCGGGUGUCUAUGGAUGAUGGCCCCUCCUGGAGUGGGUAUUAG
This is a messenger RNA of Closterium sp. Yama58-4, 216 nucleotides long. Lineage: Eukaryota; Viridiplantae; Streptophyta; Zygnematophyceae; Desmidiales; Closteriaceae. The record is from the annotation of a GenBank genome assembly.